GUACACAUGCUAAACGAAAACAAGAAGGUACACGAAGCUAUGAGCUGUAGGGCUGUGCUUGCUUGUGUCUGGACUGCAUCGCUGAGUUGAUGACAAAUUUAUCAAGAAAUAUAUCCGACUGUGUGGUGAAUCAUUAACAGCAGAAAGAGCUGCUGGUUAUUAAACCACACCCAGGAGUUUGGUCAGGCCAAAGCCUCGUGUUUGACUAGGGUUCGAGUAUGGCUCUGUCAUUCCUUUUAGUCUUUGCUGCCACCGUGAUUCUCAUCAGACCUGAGACACCUGUAACAAAGGCCCUGCCUCAGAACUCACUUGAGUGCUGCAGCGAGAAACAGAAAGUCAAUAGUUCAUGCUCAAAUGAUACUCACUGUGAACCAGGAUGCUUCUUCCGUGUCCUGGAAAACAGCAACACUGCCUGCAUCUUCUGUGACUCGGCAGCUUUGGAUUUGGAGAAUGUGACGGUCUGCACCUACAACUACACCGUGGAGCGGAAAAAUCAUACAACAGUAACUACCGUUUCUCCUAAAAUUGGAGGCCCAGGUGUGGCAGCCUCUCUUCUUCUGGGAACUCUGUUGAUCAGUCUGUUCCUGAUUCUUUCUGUUGCCUCCUUUUUCUACCUCAAACGCUCCAACCGGCUCCCGAGCAUCUUCUACCGUCGCAACAAAGCCUUCAUAUUUCAACCAAGUGAGACAGCUGUGAUGAUCCCCUCAUCAACAGGGAGGAAGCCCAGAUAUGUGAGGCGGGAGCGGCCUUCUGCAAAAUCUACAUUGAACAGCACCACCAUCCCCACAUCAGCCACGACUCAAGUGUAUAAUGUGUAAGAGGAGGGAGGGCAUUCUGGUGCAGGAAGGAGAGAAAGCUCAGGAAGGAAGUUCAAAUGCUACAGAUGUGAAGUUUCAGAGGAGUAAAGGAAGACCAGCUGACUCUGAAAGCAGCAGCCAAAUUUAGCUUUAGCUGCUUUCUGCUGCAUUUGGGUGAAUAGGGCUGUCACUUUCCCCCAUUUUUUAUCAGAGUAUGCCAUUUAAAAAUAUUUUAAUCCUUAAUUAAUUUUUUUUACUCUUCAUAGUGCUCAAACUUUAUUGGAAUAUUUUUUGUGUGUGUGUGUUUUAAAUAGGGUUUCUCUCUCUCUCUCUCUCUCUCUCUCUCUCUCUCUCUCUCUCUCUCUCUCUCUCUCAAAAAUCACUCAUAAUACUCCUUUUCCACAUAUCAGCUCUGGUUCAGGAACCGGUUCCAUUAAGUAUCAUGGUAAAAAAAGGAUGUGCCUUGAAUCUGCAUGAGACAUCCACCCAUUUUCUGUUUCCAAAAUAUUUAGUGGGUUUGAAGCUAGUUUAGGUGUAGUUGAAAUGCUUCGAAUAGCUCAAAAUGAACCCUUACCCCAUACUGGUUGAGUAUGGGUGAGUGCGCAUGCUUUUUAAUCUGUUUCUGAGUGCCAGUUGAGUCACAAAAUCUAAAAUGAAUGUAUUGAAGUCAUAGUUUGACAGAUGAGGUCAGUACCACUUUUAGCUUUGUAGAAAAGUGUGAAACUGUGUUUGCAAGGAAGCCAGUUAGGUUGUCUUGGGUAAAGACAGAAUAUCAUGGAACUGCCAGCAUCAGUCUGUGCAGUGGUUAAAGAGGAAAAAAGAGCUUCCAAAUGCAUUUUAUUCCCUUUAGACAGUUGCUGGCUGUUCAGGCCUAUGUUUUUAACAGAUGUGUUUAAGUUGUAUACCCUCUGAAGAAAAAUCAAGCAUUUGGGAGCUCUGAUUAUUAUGGGAGAAAGUGACAGCCCAGUAAUAUUAGAUGGACAUUUGUUUGCCAAUUAUGAGGUUUUCAUGUGUGCUAUUUAUUUGGGUUUAGUAACUGUGCACUGAGUAUUACUGCUUAUAAUGAGGCCAAUAGUGAGUGAUGUCCUCUGUGAGGCAGGAAUGUAUUGAGGAGAGUUACUGCAGGCACUGUAGUGAUAAAUGAUUUUUUUAUGACAUUUUGUCUUUCUAUUGCUACCAUAUUUAUUUUUUCUGACCAACCGAGGUGAAUGUAUGUCACGCGUCCAGCAAACAACAAAUGAGUCUCAACUGUAUUUAUGGUUUACAUUCCACAGGCAGAGGAAGAAAUUCUGUCAUCCCACUAAAUGAUUUGAAAAUUUGUUCAACAUUUUUUUUCUAAACACUUUAAACUAGCUCAUCCAUUUGCACUUUAUUUAAAUGAGGUCUCUAAUUAAGGAUGGAUUUUGACUUUUAGAUGAAAGAUUUUUGUUUUUGUCCACAAGACCGUGAUGUUGAAUUAUAAAUACUACUUGAUUAAUAUUACCUUUUGCCAAAUGUCUGAAGAGAAUGGCUCAUACCGUAAUAUGCCAUUACUGUGAUAACUGUGCCAUUAUGAGCUUUAAAUGCAGACCGGAAGCUUUCAUUCACAACUUUAUUUGUGUCGGGUAGUUGCUAUUAAAAUUAUAUCCAGUGGCCUUUACUGUAUCUACAAUUCUAACCAAGUUGUAUUUGUAAAGUAGUAUUCUCUUUUUUUUUUUUUUUUUUUUGUUUUGUUUGGUUUUGUUUUGUGUGUGUGUGUGUGUGUUUGUUUUUAAUAUUGACAGCACUACUACUAGAAAAUAAAUCAUUUCCAAUUUUAGUAAAUAUGGAGCAAUCCAAAAUGAGCCGGAAAACAGCAGCAAUCAUUCCUUGUUAAUUCCUCCUUUUUGCUUCAUGUGUUUUGUUGUACAGAUAGGCUAAAGCUGAAUAUAUGUACAUAGAUGUUUUAUACAAAUGAUGUAUUGUUUUUGUAAUGAUGUACAUAUUCUCGAGUGCCAUGAAGAAAGUUCAAAAGAUGUAUGUAUUAUUAGCAGAAAUAAAGCACCUUUCCACUACCA
Messenger RNA from Melanotaenia boesemani (Boeseman's rainbowfish), 2833 nucleotides. It is a transcript of the gene c3h1orf159, whose product is annotated as chromosome 3 C1orf159 homolog. The transcript is spliced from 9 exons. The record is from RefSeq and is a predicted model, not a curated record. Bases 219 to 818 code for a protein of 199 amino acids. Lineage: Eukaryota; Metazoa; Chordata; Actinopteri; Atheriniformes; Melanotaeniidae.